This is a messenger RNA of Cuscuta epithymum, 639 nucleotides long. NCBI's taxonomy places the organism in Eukaryota, Viridiplantae, Streptophyta, Magnoliopsida, Solanales, Convolvulaceae. The record is from the annotation of a GenBank genome assembly.
CGAAAUAGAAACACACUCUUUCUCUAAAGUUUCCGUUGCAUCAUAUCAGUUAUACACAUUAUCUUUUUAUUACUAUUUUUUUAAUUUUCAUUUUUCAACGAGAAGCCAUGCAUGAUGCAUCUUGCAUUAAUAGAACCCUUAGCCUCUCUAUCUCUUCUCUCAUGGAAUCAGACAGGCUUUUUAUGUUCUUUUUUCUACCACUAAGCUACACUUUGGUGUCUGUCAUCAAAGAUGGUGGAUUUUUCUGUUGCAAAAGAAGGUUGAGAUAUACCAAAAGCUGCAGGGGAGUGGAAGGUGGGGUUGAGUCAGGUGAGAGAGCUUUUGAAAGUGAACAAUCAGUCAGGGAAGGAAAUCAUUUCUGUGAUCUAAUCAACUGCAGGAAAGGAUUGGUUGAUGAUAUUUCUCAUCUCUGGCAGAACUUAGCUAUGGUUCAAAGGUUUUGGGAUGAGUAAAACUAUUCCUUACUUUACUGCUGCUCAUUUGUUAUCCAUGAAACUUUGAAGGGUUGUUGCCCAUAUAUCUUCAUCAUCACCAUUUACUGUGCGUUUUAGCAUUGCUUUCUUAUCUCAAGACCUUUGCUUUUUCUUUUUCCCUGAAAAGAAGAAGAAGUUUUACAGGCAAGCAUUUUACAGGGUUAAA